Achroia grisella is the source of this 5809-nucleotide messenger RNA. RefSeq lists its product as uncharacterized. The coding region runs from base 214 to 4953 and encodes 1579 amino acids. The transcript has 4 exons. The record is from RefSeq and is a predicted model, not a curated record. NCBI's taxonomy places the organism in Eukaryota, Metazoa, Arthropoda, Insecta, Lepidoptera, Pyralidae.
UGUUGUCUUCUAAACCGACUACAAGAACAUAACCCAAAAAUUAUGUGAAACAUAUGUGUUACAGUGAUGUAAUAUACCGCACAUUAGAAUAUGACAGAUGAUAGAAGUAUGAAGUGUAAUAUACGUGACCAAGGAAAACUAAAUGUGUUUUACGAAAAUAAAAGUAUUUUUAAAAGAGAAUUACGUGAUUUAGCCUAUUAUUAGAAAUAUAAUAUGCAAAAAAUAGAUCACGAUUCAAACCUUAAUCCGUGUAACGGAGUGGAGAAUAUAAACAUAAUAGUAUUUAAAAAAAAGCAUAAUCGACAUAAAAGACGCAUAAAGUAUAAAAUAUAUAAUCGUUCAACGAAUGACUCAAUGUUAGAUUCUGAUAUUAUAAUUAAAUAUAUAGGUGUUAACUAUUAUAAAAGUAUACCAGAUCUCGAGAUGUUUAAAAUUAAUAAAACCAUUAUCAAGGGCUACGAUAUAGCGAAAAACAAAUUAUUCCACCCUUAUUGUAAGAAAUAUGUAGUGAAUGCAGUAUCAGAGUAUCGGUUACCCGAAGAUGUAAAUCCUUUUAAUAACUCAGUUAAUCGCGUUAGAUGUAAAUUAUAUAGAUGUCAACUUAGUACACAGGAAGAAAGUUGUUGUUGUUCGUGCAAUUCUGAUGCAAUGUUCGAAGUAAUGAAAAGUCUAUAUGACUGCUAUAAGAAAAAAAAUUGUGAUCACUGCAAUUGCAUUCUCUGCGGCCAUCUUCCCAGGGAAGAAAGGCGCAUGGCUUCUAUGCAUUUGACGGUUGGUAUGGAAACUACUGAUCUCAAAGAAAAGAAAAAACAAACUAUCAGGAAAACCAAAGAAGCCGCUGAAGCAAUGGUAGGAAAAACAACAGCUGACAAAGAAAAAAUGUUUAAAGAGUUAGCUAUAUCAGGAGCUCCACUUCCUGAGGCGAAAACUGUAUCUGAAAAGCAACUUAUGAAAAAAAUUAGAAUAGAUCUUGGUUUACCACCGGAACCGAUAACUCCUGCAGAAAAAGAAAAAUAUAAACGCGCGGUAGUUGCUAAUUUGAUAACUCCAUUGAAGGGAAAGUCUCUAGCACAAAAAGAGGAUAUCUUAAGACGACAAAUAAAAAUGGGAUUAACAUUACCCGAAAGUCGUACCCCAUCAGAAAAGGCAUUAGUAAUGAAAGCUAAAGCUACUACUGAACCUGUGCAUUUAGAAAAAACUCAGAAAGCUAAGACAGCAGAUUUCGAUACGCCUUUAGAAGGAAACUUACCUUUGCCAGAAGAUCGUACAUCAUCAGAAAAGGCUGUAAUAGUCAAUGUCAAAGGUACUAAAAAUGCAUCGAGUUCACUUGCUGUACCUUCUGAUAAAAUCCGAAAAGCUAAGGCUGCGGGUUUAUUAACACCCUUGGAAGGUAAACCGCCGGAACGGAAAGAAAAAAUUCUUAGAAGCUUAGCAAUGCAUGAUUUUCCAUUGCCUGAAGGUAAAACACCAUCUGAAAAAAAGUUAGUCCUAAAAGUACGUAAAGACCUUGGUUUGCCUGAAGAACCUAAAACUACAUUCGAUAAAGAAAAAUAUAAAAAAGCUGAGGCGGCUGGAUUAAUAACACCACUAGAAGGAAAAUCACACAUACAAAAGGAGAAACUUCUUAGAGCACAAACUAAGAUUGGGUUACCAUUGCCCGAAGGUCGAACUCCAUCAGAAAAAGAGUUAAUAGCAAAGAUUAAGGUCACUGCUAAAACACCUACAGUAUUUGCUGUACCAUCAGAAAAGAUAAAAAAAGCGAAGGCUGCAGGUUUAUUAUCACCUUUAGAGGGAAAAAGUCGGGAACAAAAAGAAAACAUAUUGCGAGGUUUAGCAAUGCACGGUACACCGUUACCCAAAGGAAAAACACCCUCAGAAAUUAAGAUAUUAGAUAAAAUUCGGAAAGAGCUUGGUUUGCCUCCCGAACCGAAGACCGUUUCAGAUGAAGCAAAAUACAAGAAAGCGAUUAAAGACGGAAUAAUUACUUCGUUAGAAGGAAAGACUGAAGCACAAAAGGAGAAUAUUUUAAAAAGACAAGCAGAAACGGGCAACUCUUUACCAGAAGGACGUACUUCAUCAGAAAAAGCAUUAAUGACUAAAAUUAAAGAUACCAGAAAAGUCCGGCCUGCGAUAGCUGUACCUUCUGAGAAGCUUCGAAAAGCAAAGGCUGCUGGAUUAAUAACCACAUUAGAAGGUAAAACAGUUGAACAAAAAGAAAAGAUUUUAAAAAGUUUAGUAAAAGCUAAUAUUCCACUUCCAAAAAUAAAAACUCCAUUAGAGAAAGAAUUAAUAAAAAAAAUUCGACAAGAAUUGAGUUUACCAGCAGAAGCAAGGAUACCAUCCAUGAAAGAAAAAAUUCAAAAAGCCCAAGCAGCUGGACUUAUUACACCAUCAGAUGGUAAAAGACGUGCUGAAAAAGAAAAAAUGUUAAAAAGAAUACUAGAUGCAGGAUUACAUUUACCAGAAGGUAAGACAUCGUCAGAAAAAUCUUUGAUACGCCACAUUAGAGAUGACCGUGUCGUCACGCACUCGAUUACUAAAGUAACUUCAGCAAAAUUACCAGCAGCGAAAGCUGCUGGAUUCCUGACACCCAUAGAAGGAAAAAAUGUACCACAAAAAGAAAAUAUUUUAAAAGGUUUGGCAAAAUCAGGAAUUCCUUUGCCCGAAGGUAAAACACUUUCACAAAAGAAAUUGAUUAAAAAAAUUCGUAAGGAAAUGGGACUACUACCAGAACCAAAAUCAUCAUCGAUUAGGGGGAAAAUGCAGAAAGCAGAAGCGGCAGGUAUUAUUACGCCACUAGAAGGCAAAACUCCUGCUCCUAUUCUUAGAAAAUUGGCGAAAGCGGGUGUACCUCUACCUGAAGGAAGAAGUACUUCGGAAAAAGCACUCAUUGCUAAAAUACAAAAGGAAAAAAUAGAUGGGAAACCAUCAACCCAAAAGAUUUUCUCAGGAAAGUUACGUCAACCUAAGGUAACUGGUUUAUUGACGUCAUUGGACGCCACGCCAGAACAAAAGAAAAAAGUUAAAGGCUUAAAUGAAGCGGGUUUACCAUUACCGGAAAGUAAAACACUUUCAGAGAAGUUUGGUAUUCCGUUUGAAGGAAAAACUAUAUCUGAAAAAGAAAUUGUUCGAAAAGCUAAAGGUGAAGGCUUAUUAACCCCACUUUCAGGUAAAUCACUAGAACAAAAAGAAAAAAUUCUUAGAGGACUAGCUAAAGCUGGACUACCCUUACCAGUAGGCAAAACAGCCUCAGAAAAAGAUUUAAUUAACAAAGUUCUAACCAAACUUGCCCCAGAAAUAACUCUUUCUGAAAAAGGAAGUAAAAUCAAAACUAGAUCAAAAAAAGUUGGGGUAACUUCAGUAACAAAACAAAUCAAAACAAUUACUGGUACAGGAGAAGAAUUUCAAGAUAUUGUUAAAACAACCAAAUGUGAUCGUUCUUGUGGUUGUGAUAAAAAGAAAAUUAGAUUUAAACAUAGUUAUGUCAAGAUCCGAGUAACUUCACCAGAUUUAUCUUCUUUAUGUCCUUGUCCUGAUAAAUGUAUCUCGAGUAUCAAGCAUGGAGUAAUCAAUGAUAACGAAGGAAUUAAAGUCACAGUAGGUCGAGUCGUCGGCGUUCCUUCUUAUCCAUUAGUUAAAAAUCAGUUUAGAUAUGAAACAAGCACUACAAAAAGCAAAUAUAGUUUGAAAUCUAUAUUUUUAAGCUUAAAAACUAAUUUUGGUAAUAGCGGCGACUCCUCGAACAUCGAAAAUUCAUUUGAAAAUAUUUAUCGUUCUCAUGAGCUAAGAGAUAAUAGUGAGUUCACAACGAAGGCAGAAGAAAAUUUCCCCGAAACUGAUUAUAAUAAUGAUGAUCUAAGAUACGUGUUAUAUUCCUAUUUCUAUAAUUAUAUAGUGCCCUACAUUAAAAAAAAAAGGAAUAUGGAAGUCCACAAUCAUAACAGUGGUUGUGAUAUGUCUACAUCUUCCUCAUGUGUAAACUAUCUAGAUAGUGUUUUACAUUCACAAACAUCUAUGUAUGGAACUAACACUUCAACGGAGUCAUCCUGUUGGAGCUUCCAAUCUGCAAUAAUAGUUAACACUGAAUCAUCACUAUCAUUUACUACUGGAUAUUUACAUAGUGAAUCUGUCUUAAAAUCUGAUGUAAAAACCAUAAGCGUGAUAUCAUUUAUAGAUAGCAAUUUUUCUUUUAAUGGUAGUCAUUACCUAUUAUCAGAACAUUCAGAAGACGAGUCGUACAGCUAUGAUAGCAUGGAUGAGUCAGAACAUUAUAUAAAUGACAUCGAAUACAUUGGCGAAAAUACUGGAAGUGAAUAUAGUAAUUUCUUAUUAAAAUAUACCAAGAACAGUAUUAACAUGAAUAAACAUGAAAGUUUUAACAAUGAUAUUUUAAUAUUCCAAUUGUCCAAUGAGAAAUUACAUAAAAAAGGAAUUCCUACAGUUAAUUUGUGUGAUUUAAAUAAUGAUCAAGAUAUUGUGAAUUUAGCAGAAGACGUACUUUUACAAAAAUUGUGUUCACAUGCAUCGUCUAUUGUCAUUGUUAUAUCUAAUGAUGAUUCUGAUAGCUUACUAAGCAAGGCCACUUCCUUCAAUUGUAAUCAAAUUCAAAAUUGGGAGAAACCAAAACAUUACAACUCAAAGUCAAAUGAAUUGCCCACAAAGGAAUUGAAUAUAACAGAGAGUGAAUAUGUUAUUGCGCGAAAUAAUCCAGAAAAAGAUAAUCAGGAAAUCAUGCAACGCUACCAUAAUAAUAGAUAUAUUCGAAAAGAUAAGGCAGAGUACAAACAACAGCUUAACGAACAAAAAUAUCGAACAGUUGAAGUCAAUUUGACAAAACAAGCACGACUCCAACGAAUAGUUAAUGUAGACACGACCGAGGAUAGACCAUGUUGUUGUCUGCCUAAAGAACCAAGCGCUUGCAAAAUUGCUCAUGAUGUUGGACGAAGCUCGUAAGGCUUCAAAAUUAAUUACACCUCCAAUUAUACAAGAUAAUCUAGCAACAAAUUUUGGGCAUUCCAAAACAGUAAAUGGUAGAACAAGUGAAUGUAAUACUGUGGAGAGAAAAGUGAAGCUGACUCCUGUAUGGCCAUGCGAAAAAUACGAGCCGCAUGCGUCUUUAGAAGACACUGGUACUAGCAAAACUGAAAAAUCCAGUAAAUAUACAAAAGAUAACUAUUUCCGAAAUUUGCAAAAAUGAGGAUAUAAAAAAGUAAACCGCGAUUGUCCUCGACAUCAAACUCAGACUCAGAACGUACCACAACAGUUGCCUUUUAAAGAGUUCGCGUACCCAUCCCUUGUAGACAUAGUUGAUAUAAAAAAAAGAAUAAUAAUGACGUCGCACUUAACACAGACAACGUCCAGCUUCAAAUUUAAUUUUAAACGGUGACAACCUGACCCUCCGAUGAAUUUAGAAGCUCACCAACGUCAUUCCGAGCAUCCUAUAGAAGCCAAUGUUAAGAAGCAAGGUAUAAUUGAUAUUGAUUGUGCUUGUAAAUGUCCCUGUGAGAUGCACUCUUCAGGCGCGACUGCCCAUGUAGUAAAUUCAACAGCACCAAGAAAUAUAACCAACUUACAAGUGCCCGUCAAAGGAUUAAAGUUGUAUAUAAGCGGAAAGGGAUCGGGAUUUAAACAACAUAAUGGAGUGCAUUGCUUCGAUGUGGUCCAGCUAAACACUACCUCGCCCACUUCAUUCAGAUUGUGCAUAAUUACAAACAAUCCUAUUAUUCUGUAGUACCGUUUUCUGUAAUCUAUUAAUAAUGUAUUUUAUUAUUCAAAAUCAAGUUCUGUAACAGAAUUUUUUGCUGUUAUU